This is a messenger RNA of Grammomys surdaster, 2761 nucleotides long. It is a transcript of the gene Slc16a6, whose product is annotated as solute carrier family 16 member 6. NCBI's taxonomy places the organism in Eukaryota, Metazoa, Chordata, Mammalia, Rodentia, Muridae. Bases 689 to 2257 code for a protein of 522 amino acids. The record is from RefSeq and is a predicted model, not a curated record. The transcript is spliced from 7 exons. Gene Ontology annotation, molecular function: monocarboxylic acid transmembrane transporter activity. Gene Ontology annotation, biological process: transmembrane transport; monocarboxylic acid transport.
CAGAGCUAGUAAGAUCCUGUCUCACAAGAAAAAGGGAGAGAGAGGGAAGGAAGGAAGGAAGGAAGGAAGGAAGGAAGGAAGGAAGGAAGGAAGGAAGCUAGGUGUGAAGUGAUAUUCAAGACAUAAAAGUCAGAUUUUUGUGACUUUAGAAUCUAAUUGAACAAACAGGGCACAUUUGUAAAAGUAAACAAUUACCCAUUAAGGGACUCUUCUCAUGUGAAGAUGAGGCCACGUUAGUUGAGUUUGUCAGAGGAAGACUGACAGGAAUGGAAGACCAGAAGGAGGAGGGCUGUGGUGGCUGCCACAGCAGCUGUAGAAACUGUGUGCAGCUUGGAGAAAUGGCACAGUGACAGGCAGGAUAGCUGGAGACCACAAGAGCCACCAGGAGCCUUUUUUUGACUGUGGCAGCAUCCUUCCCCAGGGAAAGCCAUUGUCCCAAAGCCAACACCGAGGAGUACUUUUAAACCACAGCCGGCUGUUGUUUGCUCUCCUCUGCCCCAACUGCCUGUCUUCAGGGUGACUUUGGAAAGACUGAAGGAGAAGGGUUGUGGAGACCUCCCUUGCUGGCAGACUCCCGACUCCGUCAUAGAUCCAAUGCUUUCCGUGUCACUAUGCUGAAGGUGCCCAGACUACGUCCUGGACCUCUUCCCGAGCCCUUGCUGCCUUUUCCUUCAUUCUCAGAUCAAGAAUGACCCAGAAGAACUCGAAGCUUUGCUCCAGAGCCAAUGUGUAUACCCAAGUGCCUGAUGGAGGGUGGGGCUGGGCAGUAGCUGUGUCUUUUUUCUUCGUUGAAGUCUUUACCUAUGGCAUCAUUAAGUCAUUUGGUGUCUUCUUUAAUGACUUAAUGGACAGUUUUGAUGAAUCCAACAGCAGGAUCUCAUGGAUAAUAUCGAUAUGUGUGUUUGUAUUAACAUUUACAGCUCCCCUCUCCACAGUCCUGAGCAACCGCUUCGGACAUCGGCUGGUGGUGAUGGCAGGCGGGUUGCUGAUCAGCGUGGGAAUGGUUGCCGCCUCCUUCUCCCAAAGGGUCUACCACAUGUACAUCUCCAUAGGGGUCGUCUCCGGUUUGGGGUACUGCUUUAGUUUCCUCCCAACUGUGACCAUUCUGUCGCAGUACUUUGACAAAAGGCGUUCUGUAGUCACCGCGGUCGCUUCUACAGGAGAGUGCUUCGCGGUGUUUGCUUUUGCACCAGCCAUCACGGCUCUGAAGGAGCAUAUCGGCUGGAGAUACAGCCUCCUCUUCGUGGGUCUUCUGCAGCUAAACAUCACGGUCUGUGGCGCCUUGCUAAGACCGAUUAUUAUCAAAGGGCCAGGGUCGCCGAAAGCAAUCACUCUGGAGCCCCGCAGAGAAGUUCAGUAUAUGCUUGAAAACGAGAAAACACGGACCUCAAUAGACUCCAUCGACUCAGGAGUAGAACUAACUACCUCACCGAAAAAUGUGCCUAGCGAAGCUAAGACGGAACAGGAAGCCCGGGCCGAGCAACAGCAGACGCUGGUGGCGGGCCCCAAGCACAGCCAGAAGAAAGCUCCGCUGCUGGACUUCUCCGUCUUGAAAGAGAAGAGCUUCAUCUGUUACGCGCUGUUCGGCCUCUUCGCCACCCUGGGCUUCUUUGCACCUUCGCUGUACAUCAUCCCUUUGGGUAUCAGUCUAGGCAUUGACCCUGACCGAGCCGCAUUUUUAUUGUCUACCAUGGCCAUCGCAGAAGUGUUCGGAAGGAUCGGGGCAGGGUUCGUCCUCAACAGGGAGCCCAUUCGCAAGAUCUACAUCGAACUCAUAUGCGUCAUUUUACUGACGGUGUCUCUGUUCGCCUUCACUUUCGCUACCGAGUUCUGGGGCCUCAUGUUGUGUAGUGUGUUUUUUGGCAGUAUGGUUGGGACCAUAGGAGGGACCCACAUCCCCAUGCUGGCCGAGGAUGACGUCAUCGGGAUCGAGAAGAUGUCAUCUGCGGCUGGAGUCUAUGUCUUCAUUCAGAGCAUUUCGGGGCUUGCCGGACCACCCCUGGCAGGCCUGCUGGUUGACCAGAGCAAGAUAUACAGCAGGGCCUUCUACUCCUGUGCAGCAGGCAUGUCACUGGCUGCUGUGUGCCUCGCCCUGGUAAGACCGUGUAAAAAGGGCCUGUGCCAGCAUUCUCAUUCAGGUGACUACCAGACAGACAGGCAUCGUGGGAAGGCAUUACAGGACAUACCGGAGGACUUUCUGGAAAUGGAUCUUGGGAAAUGUGAGCACAAGGCUCAUAUGAAAAUGGAUCCUGUGUGACACAUUUUCAUGUCGUAGCUUCUAUGUCGCCUGGGAAUGGAGCCCCUGGGGAUACAGGGAGGGGUAGGCGCAAACUGUAGACCCCCACCUUCAAAACUGCAUGAAGGCCAUGCCUGUGGACAGCAGGGCCAGCAGCUGUCUCCUCCCCUCCAGUCCCUUUUGCUUGUUCUUUAAGCCAAAACCAAAACAACCAAACACUUUCCAUACGGGAAUCCAGCCUUGUUCUGUAGCAAUACAAACCCAAGAGGAAGGACCUGGUUGACAUUCCAACACGAAAGCAACGCCAGGAACUGACAAAGUUAAAGCACUCAUUCCUAUGACAAACUACUAUUUUAUAAGGUGACACCCAGCCCAAGUCACAGAAAUGAAUUGGCCAUUCCAAAAUGACAAAAAAGAAAAAAAAAACCCACAAUCUUGAACCAUUAAAGACAUUGCUGCCGGGCGGUGGUGGCGCACGCCUUUAAUCCCAGCACUUGGGAGGCAGAGGCAGGCGGAUUUCUGAGU